GGUGCGGGAACCUGUAGAUCAUGUCUGGAUGAAACAUCUCGUGGUGCCCCAGCUGACCUCAGCCAUCCACAUCGAGAAACACGGGGACACCCAGCACAGCUGAACGGCACCAAACGCGUCCACCCACCAGACUCAGUGACCUCCUGUGUGCCCAACGGACACAGCCUCUCCUGCCACCACUGCUGUCACUACUGCCAGACAUGGCUGCCCAGAGAGUAGCCAUCAUCGGCGCUGGAGCCUCUGGCUUGUGUGCCCUGAAAUGCUGCCUGGACGAAGGGCUGGCCCCCACCUGCUUCGAGAGGAGUGGGGACAUCGGGGGGCUGUGGCGGUUUGAGGAGAAGCCCGAGGAGGGCCGCGCCAGCAUCUACCGCUCCGUCAUCAUCAACACUUCCAAGGAGAUGAUGUGCUUCAGCGACUUCCCCAUCCCCGACGACUUCCCCAACUACAUGCACCACUCCAAGAUCAUGGAGUACUUCCGCAUGUACGCCCAGCACUUUGACCUGCUCCGCCACAUCCGCUUCAGGACCAGUGUGCGCCGCGUGGCCAAGUGCUCUGACUUCACCACCACGGGCCGCUGGGAGGUGGAGACCGAGAGUGAGGGCAAGCAUGAGUCAGCCACCUUCGACGCCGUGUUGGUGUGCACCGGGCACCACAGCGACGCACACCUCCCACUGCACGCCUUCCCUGGACUGGACAAGUUUGAAGGCUGGUACCUGCACAGCCGGGACUACAAGAGCCCGCAGGCCUUUGCGGAGAAGCGGGUCAUCGUGGUCGGCACCGGGAACUCGGGCAUCGACAUCGCGGUGGAGCUGAGCCACACAGCCAAGCAGGUCUUCCUCAGCACCAAGCGUGGGACAUGGGUGAUGCACCGGGUAGCAGAAGGUGGGUACCCCUUUGACUUCUCCUACCUCAGCCGCUUCACCCAGCUCCUCCAAAGCCUGCUGCCCCUCUCUGUGAGCAACUUCAUACUGGAGAGGAAGCUCAAUAUGCGCUUUGACCACGCUCUCUAUGGUCUGAAGCCAAAACACCGGGUCCUCAACCAGCAUUUGACCAUCAACGACGACCUGCCCAACCGUGUCAUUUCGGGCAGGGUGCGGGUGAAGCCGAACAUCAAAGAGUUCACAGAGACAUCUGCCAUCUUUGAGGAUGGCACUAAGGAAGACAUCGACGGUGUGGUCUUUGCCACAGGGUACAGCUUCUCCUUCCCCUUCCUUGAGGAUUCUGUGAAGGUGGUGGAGAAUCAGGUCCCCCUCUACAAGUUUAUGUUCCCAGCUGACCUGGAGAAGCCGACGCUGGCUUUCAUUGGCUACAUCCAGCCUCUGGGAGCCAUCAUGCCCAUCUCGGAGAUGCAGAGUCGCUGGGCCACCCGUGUCUUCAAGGGUCUGCACAAGCUGCCACCAACCAGCACCAUGCUGGCUGACAUCGCACAAACCAAGGAGAAAAUAGCCAAGCGGUACGUGACCAGCCGGCGGCACACCAUCCAGGUGGAUUACAUCCCCUACAUGGACGAGCUCGCCUGCCAGCUGGGUGUCAAGCCCAACCUGCCACUGCUCUUCCUCACUGACCCCAAGCUGGCGCUGGAGGUGCUGCUGGGGCCCUGCACGCCCUACCAGUACCGCCUGCAUGGCCCAGGUGCAUGGCGGGGCGCCCGGGCGGCCAUCUUGACCCAGCAGCAGCGCGUUGACCAACCCCUGCGGGGCUCGGCCAGGCACCCAGCGCCACGCUGCAGCUCUGUGCCACACAUCUUCAAGGUCUUCUUCAGCCUCGGAUUGAUCGUGGCCACGCUCAUCUACGUCUCGCUGUCCCCUUAGCCCCACACGAAGGGGGCUGCUGGCCAUCCCCUUCCUCUCCCUUGGGUUUCGGUGUUGUCGGGAGGGGCUCAAACAGCUCUGCUGGAUGCGUGGUGGCACGGGGAACUCUUUCCUCAAGGAAAAAGGCAAUAAAGCUUGUCCCCGUUCUCCGGGGUGAAGGGUCA
Molecule: messenger RNA, 1975 nt
Organism: Gallus gallus (chicken)
Lineage: Eukaryota; Metazoa; Chordata; Aves; Galliformes; Phasianidae
Product: flavin containing monooxygenase 5
Exons: 8
Coding region: 201-1811 (536 amino acids)
Molecular function (GO): N,N-dimethylaniline monooxygenase activity; flavin adenine dinucleotide binding; NADP binding
Source: RefSeq, a predicted model, not a curated record